AUGGACGAAUCUAAAGCUAUGUUUCCUCCUCAAAUCCGUUCAGAAUCUUCUCCUCCGGACAUAAAGGCUCUGUCUUUGAGCGUUUUCUUCAACGGGAACAACCUCUUCAAAGAGGAUGCUUGGGAUGAGUACAACAAGCCUAUUGAUGGAUUGACAUUGUACAUCCCUUCUCGUUCUGAAGUAGCUGAAUCAUUGAAACCAAUAAACAUCAGAGGAGGUGAUGAUGAUGAUGAUACAUCUGAGCAUGUUCCUUCUGGUUCUAAGAAACGAAAGUCAAUGAAGCCAACACCAUUGGCGUUGAGAAACAAGAAUAAAGCUAUGUGCUCAUCUGAUGAAAACCACAAUCCUCCUAAGGUAGUGCCAUUAGUAGAAGUGCUUCAAAAUCUGGGAAAAGAGUUUCCUGCAAAACUCAAAAGGUCUAGAUAUCUUGGAACACCUACAAGUGUGAGAUCCGAGAUAGCAGAUUCUGGUGGACCAGCUUCAAGAGAAGUGCCACUCAAUGAGUUGUUUCAAAAAGAAGUAGUGAAGAGGAAGAGUGAGCAUUUGGAAGAGAAGCGAGCUUGUAUGGAUUGUUAUGAUAACAUUACCACAACUGAGAUGGUCAUAGACAGAGAGGCCAAUGAGGCAGGAAGGACUUUGGUGCUAAGCCCAUCUGAUGGAAACAACUUAUCAAGUCCUCCUGUUGGUUUCGAUGGAGAAACUGGCAUUGCUGUAUCACCACCAGAGACAAUGCCAACGUGUGAUGAUGAGAUGAAUGUACAUGGAAGCAAUGCAGACGAGAGUACUAUGAUGGAUGAUGGCAGCACGGCAGCAUACUGUUUGCUCAAUGAAGCUGGUAUCCUAGCAAGAGAUGAUGGAGAAGAAACGGAGCCAAGGGUUGAAGAGAAUAAUGAAGGCAGAAGUGAAGCGGCUGAGAUCAACAUUCCAAUCCCAUCUGAUGGAAACAAUUCUUCAGCUCCUCCUCUUGCCUCUGAAGGUGCUAGUGAAGAUGAAGGAAGCCAAGCACAUAAGAGUAUGGGCCUGAGCUCAUCUGAUAAGUCAAGCACUCACGUCAACGUAGGGGAUCAAACUCAUGAGAAUGGCCAGGGAAGUGAGGACACUGUGAAAUCCCAGGAGGAGUUAGAAGACAUAGGAACGAGGGACGAUGAAGGUGGUGUUGGUAAUGACUCCAUUAAACAGAGUUUUCUCAGUAUAGAAGAGAUGGCAAAGGAUAUUGAGGAGCGUAUUAUGAAAACACAGAAAAGAGUGAGAUGGUUGAAAGCGAUGAAAGUUAUGAAACAGAGGAAAGUCACAUCAGCUCGUUUAAUAUAGAUAAAGAAAGAAGCAGAGACAAACGCAAGUUAAAUAUCAGAGAUCAGUCUCACCUUUGUGGUGUUUAUGCUUUACUAUCUUUUGGUUUUAAUGCUUAGUAACUAUCUUUUGGGGACUGUUUCAUGUCUAUCUUUUGAACAAAGCAAUGAACUAAGAACAAAGAGAUAGCAAAUAGAGGAGCUAGCUUUGAAUCUAGAUGCACGUAUGAUGAAGGUGG
Messenger RNA from Eruca vesicaria subsp. sativa (arugula), 1528 nucleotides. The record is from the annotation of a GenBank genome assembly. NCBI's taxonomy places the organism in Eukaryota, Viridiplantae, Streptophyta, Magnoliopsida, Brassicales, Brassicaceae.